UCAAGUAAUUAUCGUAUUUUACUCUGAUGUACAAAAUACAUAUGGUCGUAAUGAUAAGAUUGUGACUGAAUUUAAAGAGGGGAGAAACCCAAUCUGAUGAUUCAUCAUCAUCAGCGUUAUAUGUGAUGUAAAUAAGUAUUUAACACCACUUGUGAAAGUAAAGUACUUAAACAAUUAAUUCCUAAUUUCGCAUACAGUAAUGGAUCUCUUUCUUCCAAUAGUGUUGUUUAUAGUGUUUUGUGUAUUAUUUUCCAUAUGCGGUUGGUGCUGUAAAAAGCACAGGGAAGGAACAAUUUAUGGAGUUCCAGCAACUGUAACCGUAACUACUCAACCAUCUGCGUCUGUUAUCCACCCUUACCCUACACAGCCAGUAGUACCGCCAGGAUUGGCUCCCAUGUCUGGAUACCAAGCAGGUCCAUACCCGGUGUCGACAACCUCAACAUAUCCACCUCCACCUGCUCCCGGGUUUUGCCCUAUGCCUAUGGCAGGGGGAUAUCCACCGCCCGGACCUUACGCAGUGUCGUCAAAUUCUGCUCCUUAUCCACCCUCAGCGGCCCCUUAUCCACCUUCAGCUACCCCUUUCCCCCCACAGCAACUGCCGCCAUCGUACAUGGAAGCAGUUGGCCAACCGCCUACGGCAUCCCGAACGCCAAUUAGCGAAGGUUAUUCGAAACAAGCUCCCUAUAAUCCAAAUUAUUAAACUGUUUAUAUGCGGGUGAUGUGCUUAUU
Molecule: messenger RNA, 729 nt
Organism: Photinus pyralis (common eastern firefly)
Lineage: Eukaryota; Metazoa; Arthropoda; Insecta; Coleoptera; Lampyridae
Product: vegetative cell wall protein gp1-like
Exons: 4
Coding region: 200-700 (166 amino acids)
Source: RefSeq, a predicted model, not a curated record